AUGAUAAACUUCUUGCCUUCUAAUUUAAUUGCUGGUAAACCUGAUUCUGGAUUUGUUAGUGCUUUACAUAAUGGUAAGCUUGAUAUGCUAAGUAUGAGAGAAGGGAUUGCAAAUUGGAUUGUUAUGCAUGAAAAACCUUUUUCAGUUGUUGAAGAGGAGGGGUUUGAUAUGAUGCUAAAACAAGGGAUACCACAAUGGACUAGUGUGACACGUCGCACUAUAAAAGCCGAUGCAUUCAAUGUUUAUGAGGCCGAAAAUAAAAAGUUGAAGGCAAUUUUAAAAGAUGUGGAUAGGAUUUCUUUGACCACUGAUCUUUGGCGUAAUAAGCCACAAAGGAUUGAGUACAUGGUACUCACGGGGCAUUUUGUUGAUAAGGAUUGGAAACUACAAAAGCGGAGCUUUGUGCAUAUUCCUCCUCCUAGAAAAGGAAAAGAUAUAGCAAAUUGCAUAUUUAAAUGCUUGAAGGAGUGGGAAAUUGAGAAUAAAGUGUUCACGGUUUCCGUAGACAAUGCUACGGCAAAUGACACUUGCAUCCAAAUCAUGAAAGAUACCUUUUCACUUUCUAAAAGGUUAAUGUGUGGUGGUAAAUUAUUUCACGUUCGUUGUUGUGCACACAUUUUGAAUAUCAUGAUGCAACAUGGUUUGAAGCAAGUCAAAACUAUCAUAAAUAAUGUGCAUGAUACGGUGGAUUAUCUCAAUGGAAGUGAAGCUAGGAUGAGGAAGUUUGCUGAACUUGUGCAACAAUUCAAUCUUAAAGAGAGGAAACUCAUUCUUGAAUGCAAGACUCGGUGGAAUACCACAUAUGAUAUGUUGGCUUCAGCAAUCAAGUUUAAGGAGGUAUUCUUUAGACCUGCUUUGGAGGAUAGUGAAUAUGUUUGCUGUCCUGGAUCAGAAUAUCCAACUUCUAAUGUGUUUCUUAGUGAAGUUUGUUACAUCAAAGAGAUGUUAGAUAAAUAUGCCAACUCUUCUGAUGAUUUUGUGAAAGACAUGGUAAAAAACAUGAAAGAAAGGUUUGAUAAGUAUUUGGGUGAAUGCAAUUUGAUCAUGGCCAUAGGUGGUAUUUUGGACCCUCGUGUGAAAAUAGAGGUACUUGACAUUACUUUCCCCCAAAUGUUUCCUUCGGAACUUGUUAGAGGUAACAUUCUCAAGGUUAGAGAUACUUUGUACGAGUUGUAUGAUGAGUACAAGACCUUGUAUUCUUCUCCAACGGAAGUAGUUUGA
Beta vulgaris subsp. vulgaris (sugar beet) is the source of this 1221-nucleotide messenger RNA. Its product is annotated as zinc finger BED domain-containing protein RICESLEEPER 2-like. The coding region runs from base 1 to 1221 and encodes 406 amino acids. Gene Ontology annotation, molecular function: DNA binding. The record is from RefSeq and is a predicted model, not a curated record. The transcript is spliced from 3 exons. NCBI's taxonomy places the organism in Eukaryota, Viridiplantae, Streptophyta, Magnoliopsida, Caryophyllales, Amaranthaceae.